UGUUCAUAUACAGUUGACAUGAUGGAGUUUGGAUUUCCAGAUGUAAAAAUACAAUUUUCUAUCUUGUUUGUUCAAUAGAAACUUUAAUGUGUCCUUUUAGGUUUGUGUUUGAGCACAUUAGCUCACACUAAGUCAUUGAUGUGUUCAAGGAUACCAUGUAGAAUAGAAUCGAAGGGAAUUUGGAACAGAAAAUAUGUUUCUUGAAAUUAUAGGUUUCAGCAAAAGCUGUAUUAAAAGCUGAAGAACACAUUUUCUUAUUUAUAUAUUAGCAACUUUAUUUAUAUUGAUAUUGAAUGUAUUUCAUGAAAACUGUGUAACACCUUUCCCAUGUUUCCCAUGUCUAUAAAUUCUGCUUGGUGUGGUAGUACCAUAAGAAGGUGUCUGGGUUCUUUUGGUGUGCUUCCAUGCUUCCAAUGGUGUGGCUUCCAAUAUGAAUUGUAUUGAGUUUUUUAAGCUUUGUAAAUGCUAACAAAUAUAAAUUGCCUUAUGAAAUACCCGACACGUAUAAUUUAAAAACAAUACAUUUUUUAACAAAUUGUACAUAAACAAUAACAGGUGGGUUUUGAGGCGUUAUAAAUUGUAUUAUUAACCACAAAAUGUCUCUUUAAGGGAAAAACAAAAUAAUAAUGUUGUACAGAAGGCAGGGGGUCGGAGAAAACCACGUCAGACACAACACCCGAAGGAAGGAACACAGCAACCGCAACAGACUAUGUUAACGAACCCACCUUUUUAAAACUGUAAAUAGUAAACUGCAUAUCAUGCAUAUCAGUUCAUUUUCACAUGUAUUUAUAUUUUAAAUGGUAAAGAAGUGAAACUGUUCUGUAUGUUAUUGUUUUAAAAAUGGGACAAGUGGAGAUAUAACAGAAAUAGAACUGAAGAGGACAUUUCAAGGAUGAGAUCCUGGCACACCACUCUAAAUGAAUCAACAAAAGUAAGGAGUAAACAUACAGGCAGUGGAACACUGCAAGGCACAGGAGACAUUGAAGCACCUAUUUACAGUUUUUGGACACUAAGAUUAUAUCUGUUCUGCCCAAAGAAAUGAAAUUUGCACAUUUACAUUAUAAUUCUGUCAGAAUGACAACAUACUCAUCAUAAUAUAAGCUUCACAUGAUGGCAGAGGUUCCAGCUAGCAAAGUAGGCAACACAUGUUUUGUCAUUGUUUUGAGUGAUUAUUAUUAUUACUAUAUUGUAUCUAUAUUUACUGACAGGCAGUCUCACAGCAGUGUAUUUGAGCGUAUUUUUGUCCCAGCGUGCUUACCGUACCUGUACUUUGCUAUUGUAGUUUUCAAGUAUUACGCAGACAUGCGUAAUAUGUUAUUUUAUACAAAUUGACGUUUUCGCAGCCUUUUGACAAAACGCCCUGUCUGUCACUGCUCCAGGUAAAUAAGUUAAAUUAUUUACCAGGGUAUAAUUUAAGAGUUAAAUUUUUAGCUCUGCACUGAGCUGUUUUGUAGCUAAUCGCAAGCUAACAGCUAGUUCAGGUAAAGCCAGCUCAUGAAGUGAGUCACUGAAAAGUAAAAUGAGCGAAACAGCAAGUGUGGACGAUUAUGUAACCCCUAUAUUUGUGCCACUAACAGCUUAGUUUACGAUUGACUAGUGUGUGUGCAGAGCUAAACUUCAGUGCUCACUGACCUGCCAUUGUAUCUGUGGUGAUAGCAGAAUGACUCUGUUGUCUAACUUUGUAGUAGCUGUUCUUGUCCUCAUUGCAUUUGCUUUGUCAAAUUGUUUCUACAUGAACAACUUGUCCGAUCGUGAAACCAAACUGGUCAGGUAUGUCCAUGCCGAGCCAAACAAGAGCAUAGCAUAUGAGAGGCUUGCCAUUGCUAAUCCAACUGAAACACACAAUAAACCAAGUGAAAAUCACCCUGAAAGUUUCAAAGAGACUACUAAUUAUAGAGAUGACAAAUGCACCAUGGCCCCACAAAGUCGGUUUGACUGUGCCAGGGACAGGGUUCUCAGCAAGAGACAGUGUGAGGAGAGGGGUUGCUGUUAUGCCCCUCUGCCCAACUCUGUUGGACCACCUUGGUGCUUCUACCCCAGUUUGUACCCUGGCUACAAACUGGGUCCCUUCACUCCUUCAAAACGAGGCCUGGCUGCCACUCUGACUCGUGCCAAGCCCUCAUAUCUGCCUAGAGACAUCUCUACACUAAGACUGGAAAUCAUUGAGGAGACCACAGGCUGCUUGCACCUCAUUCUAAAGGACCCGUCCUCUCAGCGAUAUGAGGUCAAGCUCCCAGCUGAUGUUCCCAAGAGCAGAGCAGAUAAGUCCGAUGUCCUUUACACCACCGAGUACCAGUCUGACCCAUUUGGUUUCAUAGUGCGACGUAAAUCCAACGGACGCACGAUUAUAAACACCACUGUGGGACCUCUGCUUUUUGCUGACCAGUACUUGCAGUUGUCCACCACACUAGCCUCUUCCCUUGUGUCUGGCCUUGGGGAACAUUACACCUCCCUCCUCCUGGACCUUAAUUGGACUUCUCUUACUCUCUGGAACAGAGACAUGGCACCUCAUGCUCAUGCUAACCUAUAUGGCUCCCACCCAUUCUACAUUGUACAGGAGGCUGAUGGAUUAGCACAUGGAGUUUUCCUUCUCAACAGCAAUGCAAUUGAGGUGACGCUUCAGCCGACUCCUGCUCUCACGUGGGUGUCAACUGGAGGAAUUCUGGACCUAUACUUUUUUUUAGGUCCUGACCCUCAAAGUGUUAUACGACAAUACCUUCAGGUCAUUGGCCGUCCCAUGAUGCCCCCCUAUUGGUCCCUGGGAUUUCAUCUUUGCCGCUGGGGUUACACCACCACUAAUACAACCCGCAAGGUUGCACAACGCAUGCACAAUGCCGACCUUCCAUUGGAUGUGCAGUGGAAUGAUUUGGAUUAUGCAGACAAGCGAAGGAUUUUCACUUUUGAUCCCUGGCGAUUUGGUGACCUCUCAGAGAUGGUGGAAGAAUUCCAUAGGAGAGGCAUGAAGUACAUCCUUAUUCUGGACCCAGGGAUCAGUAGCACUAGCCCCACUGGAACUUACCCUCCCUUUGAUGAUGGCCUGAAACGAGACGUCUUCAUUAAAAAUGUCACAGGACACAUUUUGAUCGGGAAGGUUUGGCCUGGCCCUACAGCCUUCCCUGACUUCACCAACCCAGAGACCAGACAGUGGUGGGAAGACUGCAUCAGAGGUUUUCAUUCUAAAGUGCCUGUGGAUGGACUGUGGAUUGAUAUGAAUGAACCAGCCAAUUUUGUCCAGGGCUCAAUGGAGGGCUGUCCUCACACUGAUCUUGAAGACCCGCCUUACACACCUAGAGUAGUCGGCGGGGAGUUGAACUCAGGAACUCUCUGCAUGUCAGCUCAGCAGAGGCAAUCCACUCACUACAACCUGCACAAUAUGUACGGACUGACAGAAGCAUAUGCCACAAACAGAGCUCUUGCAAAGGUACGAGGGAAGAGGCCUUUUGUCCUGUCUCGCUCCUCUUACUCUGGCAUUGGACGCUUCUCUGGAGUGUGGACAGGUGAUGUCAGGAGUGACUGGGAGCAGCUGCGAUUCUCCAUCCCUGCUGUGCUGCAGUUUAGCUUGUUCGGGGUUCCUCUGGUGGGGGCGGACAUCUGUGGAUUUGAAGGCAACACCACUGAGGAACUGUGUGUGCGAUGGAUGCAGCUUGGGGCCUUUUACCCGUUUAUGAGGAACCACAAUGACAACUUCAAUGCUCCUCAGGAGCCAUAUGUAUUUGAGCAGGAGGCUCAGGCUGCCAUGCGGAGUGCACUGAACCUUCGUUACUCCCUUCUCCCUUUCCUCUACACACUCUUUCAUCAUGCACACACCUCCGCUGACACUGUGGCCAGGCCUCUCUUCAUGGAGUUUCCCACUGACCCCAACUGUCAGACCAUAGACCGGCAGUUCUUGUGGGGGAGUUCACUCCUCAUUAGCCCAGUUUUGGAGCAAGGCUCAGUCAAGUUGACUGCCUACCUACCCUUUGGCAUUUGGUACAACUUGCAUAAUGGUCAGCCUUUUUACAGUAAGGGUCAGUACCUGCUCCUGUCAGCCCCUCUGGACACUAUCAACGUGCAUGUGAGGGAGGGACACAUUAUCCCACAGCAGGAUCCUGCUCUGACAACCACAGCCUCACGAAGAAACCCCUUCUUCCUGACAGUGGCACUGUCAGCAGGUGGCUGGGCCUGGGGAGACUUGUUCUGGGACGAUGGGGACAGUCUUGAUACCUACAAAAUGCAAGAUUAUUGUUAUGUCAUCUUCACUGCUGGACAGUCUCAGGUUGUGAGUGAUCCUCUGAUGCUGAAUGGGGCCCUGGAUGAACUGAUGCUGGGAGGACUGCAGGUGUUUGGAGUGCCCUCACCUCCCCGCUAUGUUUUGGCCAAUGGGGAGAAAGUCAGUGAUUUCACGUACCACAGCGACACCAAGGUCUUGACAAUGACCAAGUUGACCUUGCCCAUGGCAAAGGUUUUCACAGUCCAGUGGGCUCUCUGAUGCAGCCAACAUUGUCGUUAGAUGGCUCUACGCACAGCUGCUUUUCUUUUACAGGCCGCAUUUGCUCUGUCUUAUAUCCCUCUACAGCAGGUGUUGUGACAGUGUCACACCAACCACUGGAUCAAGACAGUUCAAUGACUUGUGAAUGUAUGCAAUCUUAUAACUAUAUAUUUAUAGUCCUUCACAUUUUCUGAAAUAGUGUUUCUGUGUUUUAGUUCCAUUGUCAAU
Messenger RNA from Solea senegalensis (Senegalese sole), 4696 nucleotides. Its product is annotated as lysosomal alpha-glucosidase-like. Gene Ontology annotation, cellular component: lysosomal membrane. The record is from RefSeq and is a predicted model, not a curated record. Lineage: Eukaryota; Metazoa; Chordata; Actinopteri; Pleuronectiformes; Soleidae. The coding region runs from base 1661 to 4468 and encodes 935 amino acids. Gene Ontology annotation, biological process: glycogen catabolic process; lysosome organization. The transcript has 19 exons. Gene Ontology annotation, molecular function: carbohydrate binding; alpha-1,4-glucosidase activity.